CUGUUUCUAUUCUCUGAACAAAGACCGCUUCCAGUCUAAUCAUCCAUGUCGAUCCAAACUCACCCAGCGGUGCAAAAUUGAAUAAAAUAAAUAAAGUAAUAUUAGUUUCUACUGCUCCUUUUUUAUAUUAAUCAUGUUCAUCACUAGUCUAAAUGAGAAAAGAAACAAACAAGAUCGUUUAAAUAAUUUGUAGAUUCUAUGGCUUUGAAAUAAAAAUUUUCUUGGCAUGUCCUUGUCGGUUUUAAUAAUUGGGUUUAUACCCUUUUCGUCAACUAAUACGAUGUUCAGAACCCUGUAGAUUCAUUGUGUCCGAUACAUUUUUAAAUAUUAGGUGUAAAUUGUAAUCCGCAUGUGACCUGUUCUGCUCUGGUUCUGUUUCUGAUCUGAUCUCUGUUUCAAGAAUCAGUUUUCUUUUCUUGACCAGAUCUCUCUCUCACCUAUCCCUGAGAUUAUUCAGUUGGUAAACUGGGUUUGUUUAGAGGGAGAGAAUUGGAUUAGUUUUGUUUGUUUAAAGAUUGAAUUUAUCUGAUAUUGAGAUGGGGAGUCACUGCUCUAAGCUCACACCAUGCUGCUGGGAUUCACAGUUCAAAGCAGCAGCAGUUGUCGAAGUUCCUGAUGCUAUUGGUAAUGGAGGGAAGAGUGAGGUUGAUCACUUGCCUGUGUUCCGCGAGUUCACGGUCGAGCAGCUCAAGAAUGCAACUUCAGGUUUCGCUGUAGAAAACAUAGUGUCUGAGCAUGGAGAGAAGGCUCCAAAUGUUGUUUAUAAAGGGAAGCUGGAAAACCAGAGGAGGAUUGCUGUUAAGCGCUUUAAUAGAAUGGCUUGGCCUGAUGCUCGACAAUUUUCGGAGGAAGCAAGAGCAGUUGGUCAGCUCCGCAACCAUAGACUGGCAAAUUUGCUUGGUUGUUGUUGUGAAGAUGAUGAGAGGCUGCUUGUGGCAGAAUACUUGCCCAAUGAGACACUUGCCAAACACCUUUUUCAUUGGGAAACACAACCUAUGAAAUGGGCAAUGCGAUUAAGGGUUGCCCUACAUCUUGCAGAAGCUCUAGAAUACUGCACAAGUAAAGGACGUGCUCUCUAUCAUGAUCUUAAUGCUUACAGAAUUUUAUUCGAUGAGGAUGGCAAUCCAAGAUUAUCGAGCUUUGGUCUGAUGAAAAACAGCAGGGAUGGAAAAAGUUACAGUACUAAUCUAGCAUUUACUCCUCCUGAGUAUUUGAGAACUGGAAGAGUAACGCCAGAAAGUGUAAUAUAUAGCUUUGGCACUCUUUUGGUUGACCUUCUCAGUGGAAAGCACAUACCUCCCAGCCAUGCGCUUGACUUGAUACGGGACAGAAAUCUUCAGAUGUUAACAGAUUCUUGCUUGGAAGGGCAGUUUUCCAAUGAUGAUGGGACUGAGUUAGUACGCUUGGCUUCUCGUUGUUUACAGUAUGAACUCCGGGAACGACCAAAUUCAAAAUCAUUAGUGGCUGCUUUGAAUCCUCUUCAGAAGGAAGUUGAAGUGCCUUCCCAUGUCUUGAUGGGUAUUCCACACAGUGCUUCACUAUCUCCUUUGUCUCCAUUUGGUGAGGCUUGCUCAAGAAAGGACCUGACAGCCAUACAUGAAAUCUUAGACAACAUUGGCUAUAAAGACGAUGAAGGAGUAACAAAUGAGCUCUCGUUCCAAAUGUGGACUGACGAAAUGCAAGAAACUUUGAAUUUCAAGAAAAAGGGUGAUUCUGCUUUCAAGCAGAAGGAUUUCAGAGAAGCAAUUGAGUGUUACACACAGUUCAUUGAUGCUGGAACAAUGUUUUCUCCAACUGUUUUUGCACGGCGCAGCCUGUCCUUUCUCAUGAGUGAUAUGCCUCAAGAAGCUCUAAAUGAUGCAAUGCAAGCCCAGGUCAUUUCCCCUGUAUGGCAUGUUGCAUCUUAUCUCCAGGCUGUUGCCCAUGCUGCACUGGGAAUGGAGAAUGAAGCACAGGUAGCACUCAAGGAAGGUACAAAUCUUGAAGCUGAAAAGAAUGCAACCUCAGAACAGAAGUGAAGCUGUAGAAUAUGUGUGGUGAUUGAUCUGUGAAUUUUCGACACUCCUUCAUUUGAAGCUCCAUCCAUGAAGAUGAAAAACUUGGCAUUGAUUUUGGGGUUUUCAAUUCUAUGGAUGGCAUUCAUUUCCAUAAUCUAGUUAAAGAAAACACUUCUUUUCACUGAUGAUUUCCUAUGGUGGUGUCUUGGGGUUGGAAAGCAUGGGAGACUUCUAAUACUUGUGAGGUUUGAUCGUUUGUGUACUUGAGGUUCCAAAAUUGUUCCUGACAUUCCAUUGAAAGCAGAACAAAUUUGUUUUAUUUAUUUAUAUGUUCAUUUUUGACAGGUGAAUUAAUGGGAGGCAAAUAAUACUAGCAAGCUUUUAAUUUA
Molecule: messenger RNA, 2386 nt
Organism: Hevea brasiliensis (rubber tree)
Lineage: Eukaryota; Viridiplantae; Streptophyta; Magnoliopsida; Malpighiales; Euphorbiaceae
Product: serine/threonine-protein kinase BSK3
Exons: 10
Coding region: 537-2018 (493 amino acids)
Biological process (GO): protein phosphorylation; brassinosteroid mediated signaling pathway
Molecular function (GO): ATP binding; protein kinase activity; protein binding
Source: RefSeq, a predicted model, not a curated record